Messenger RNA from Rubroshorea leprosula, 1636 nucleotides. Lineage: Eukaryota; Viridiplantae; Streptophyta; Magnoliopsida; Malvales; Dipterocarpaceae. The record is from the annotation of a GenBank genome assembly.
UUUGGGCCCUUCUGUUUGUCUCUUACAACUGUCUUUGUUUUAGCCCUGCCUACGUAGAAUUCGAGCUCCCUUGACUAGGUUCUGAAAAUCCGGCCGCCGUUACUUUACUACAGCAAUGACAAUGGCCGCCUCCCUCCAGUACGGCGCAGUUCCUUUCUCCUCCUUUGCCCGCCGCUCUUCGUCUCCCAAUUCGUCAUUAUCCCCAUUUCCUUCUAGCUUCCACAGAAAGCAGAGUAAUUGGAAAGUAAUUACUGCCAGCGCUGCUGCUCUGCCCAAAUCGAACUCAUCAACAACAGGUUCUUUCAAAGAUUUGAUUGAAUCUUUGAUUAAUCGAGUGGAUUUAUCUGAGGAUGAGGCUGAGGUGUCACUGGAUUUUUUGCUGAAUGAAGCUAACGAAGCUUUAAUUAGUGCCUUCCUUGUGUUGUUAAGAGCCAAAGGAGAGACCUUUGAGGAAAUUGUGGGAUUGGCUAGGGCGAUGAUAAAGCAUGCUAAGAAGGUGGAGGGAUUAAAGAAUGUGGUUGACAUUGUUGGGACAGGUGGGGAUGGGGCAAAUACUGUUAACAUUUCAACAGGUGCUUCAGUACUUGCUGCAGCUUGCGGUGCAAAAGUUGCAAAGCAAGGGAAUCGAUCAAGUUCUUCUGCAUGUGGAAGUGCCGAUGUUUUGGAAGCUUUGGGGGUAGAUAUUGACUUGGACCCUGAGGGGAUAAAAAGCUGUUUGAACGAAGCAGGCAUUGGUUUCAUGAUGGCUCCGAAAUACCACCCAGCAAUGAAGAUUGUCAGCCCUGUCAGAAAGAAGCUAAAAGUAAAAACCGUGUUUAAUGUAUUGGGCCCUUUGUUGAAUCCUGCACAAGUACAUUUUGCUGUUGUAGGCGUUUACCAUGAAGACUUGGUCCUCAAAAUGGCUAAGGCACUACAAAGAUUUGGCAUGAGAAGAGCAUUGGUUGUUCACUCUGAGGGCUUGGAUGAAAUGAGUCCUCUUGGACCUGGAUUAGUCCUCGAUGUCACUCCAGGAGAAAUCAAGCAAUUCCCAUUUGAUCCGCUGGACUUUGGCAUUCCUCGUUGCACUCUAGAUGACCUGCGAGGUGGAGGUCCAGAGUACAAUGCUGAGGUUCUAAAGCGCGUACUAUCAGGAGAGACAGGCUCCAUUGCAGAUGCACUUGUUCUCAACGCAGCGGCAGCUCUCCUAGUUAGUGGCCAUGUGAAUUCUCUGUCCGAAGGAGUAGCUAUGGCUCGUGAAACGCACUUAUCAGGGAAGGCAAUUGAGACACUUAAUUCAUGGAUAAAUAUCUCCAGAAAGGUGAAAGAGGAGAUUGUUGUCAACUGUUAAGGGUGCUUGAGAUUUUCUCUGCACAUUAUACUAAAUAAAAUGGCCUUUAUGCAGACAGAUAGAGAGGAGGCCAUGAGAAAAUGAUGAUACAGGUGAUUAGCAUCUGCUGCUCUGGACUUCCCCCAUUCCUCUUUUGGUUCUACAAACUAAAGUUAUAGAAAAGUUCACCAAAAAUACAUUGCUUGAAAUUUUGGUGUCUCUCCAAUGAAGAGAACAUUUUUCAGUGAUGUAUGCUGCUAUCUUAUGAUUUUGGUACCUCAACAAUUCAAGUUUCUAUGUAACCUCAAGUAAUAAGGAUGAAAUAAAUAA